GCGUACGUAGAGACGGAAGGAGCGGACGGGAGGAGUUUCCAGUUCUAAACAGAGAUUAAAGUCUUUGUUUUUAUCAGUUAUUAUAAAUGACAGCGAAUAAAAGUUAGUUUGUGUGUUUUAAGAAGUGUUUCGGCAGUUAUGGAGGCCGUUCCGCGGAUGCCAAUGAUUUGGCUGGAGCUGAAAGACGCCGGGGAGUUUCCGUUCAGCCACGCCGCCAAACAGUACAUCCAGAGGAGUUAUGGUGAAAACCCAGAGAACUACACUGAAGCCCUGAAGAAGCUGGAGCACCUCCGACACAAUGUGGUGAACGUGCCGCGGGAUUUUGAGGGCUGCAACAUGCUCCGGAAAUACUUCGGUCAGCUGCACUUUCUACAGAGCAGAGUCCCCAUGGCUAAAGGACAGGAAGCAGCGGUACCAGUGACGUGGACAGAUAUCUUCUCAGGGAAGCAGAUCACACAUGAGGACAUCAGUUAUGAACAGGCCUGUGUUCUCUAUAACCUGGGUGCUUUACAUUCUUUACUGGGAGCUAUGGACAACAGGGUGUCUGAAGAGGGGAUGAAGACGUCCUGUACCCAUUUCCAGUGCUCUGCUGGAGCCUUCACCUACAUCAGAGACCAUUACAACUUCAACUACAGCUCUGAUAUAAGCCACCAGGCGCUGUCCAUCAACAUCAGCCUCAUGCUGGCUCAGGCGCAGGAGUGUCUGCUUGAGAAAACUCUGUUGGACAACAGGAAGAGCGUCCUGAUCGCUCGCAUCUGUACCCAGGUGUGUGAGUACUAUAAGGAGUGUGUGAGGGUGUUGGAGAAUUCGGAGGGGACGUUUGGGAAGAAGGAGUGGAGGAAACUCAUCUAUAUGAAGAUUAGCUACUUCAGUGCAGUGACCUACUUGCACAUGGGCAAACAGUCUGAGGAACAGAAGAAAUUUGGAGAAGCUGUUGCGUACUUCCAAGGCGCUCUUGACAGACUAAAUGAAGCCAUCAAGCUGGCCAAGCAUCAGCCAGACUCUGUACAGGAGGCUCUGAGAUUCACUAUGGACGUCAUCGGCGGGAAGUUUAACUCUGCUAGAAAGGAUAAUGACUUUAUCUAUCACGAGUCCGUCCCGGAUCUGGAAAAGCUUUCUGCAGUUAAAGGUGCUUCCCUGGUUAAACCCGUCCCCGUGUCCCCCACCGACCUCAGCAUCACCGGUCCUGACCUGUUCUCCAAACUGGUUCCAAUGGCCAGUCACGAGGCUUCCUCACUCUACAGUGAGGAGAAGGCCAAAAUGCUCCGUGAAGUGAUGGCAAAGAUUGACGAGAAGAACCAGACCCUAGAGACGUUUAUGGAUUCUCUGAGCUGUGAUUCUGUGGAUCAUCUGGAGAUGUUCAGCACUGUGCCUCCGGUGCUGCUGGAGAAAUGUGCAGCUCUCAGCGUCCGAUCUGAUGCAGUCAAGAGUUUAGCACAGGCCAUGCAGGCCCUGUCUGGAGUGUACACGGAUGUGGGCUCGUCUCUGGAGGAAGCCCGGGCUGCUCUGGGUGAAGAUGAGGCUGGGGAGAAGAGCCUGGUGGAGGUGGUCGGACAGAAGGGUCUGCCCACGAGACCCCCUGCCCUACAGGAGCUCCAGCAGGAGCUGAAGAAGUACGAGACAGCCCAUCAGGAGGCCAGCCACACCAACACCGAGCUCCACAGAGCCAUGAACGAGCACAUCCCCAACCUGCGCCUCCUCCAGGGACCACUGGAGGAGCUGAGGAACAACCUGCCGCAGCCACAACUAAGCCAGGAGGACACGUCGUCUCUGCAGAAUAUGAAGCGGCUGCAGGAGAAAGUUGGGGAGAUGAGGAAACAGAGGGUCUCUCUGGAGCAGCAGCUCCGUGACCUCAUCCAGAAAGAUGACAUCACUACUGUCUUGGUGACAACAGAGCGCUACGAUAUAAAGGAUCUGUUCGGGAAGCAGCUGCUGAAGUACGAUCAGCUGAAGGGAUAUAUUGAUCAGAACCUGACAGCUCAGGACAACAUCCUGAAAGCUCUGACUGAGGCUAAUGUGCAGUACGCCACCGUCCGCAGGACCAUCACUCUCACAGAGGAACAGUGGAACAGCUCUGUUCAGUCUCUGGUGGCCUCGUAUGAAGCUCUGGAGGAUUUGAUGAAGAAAGCUGAGGAAGGUAAAAACUUCUACCAGGACCUGGAUAAGAAAACCACCACCCUGCUGGAGGGAAUUAAGACCAUCUGUCAGACCAGAGAUCAGGAGAGAGUCGCCCUGCUGGAGAGGGAGGUGGGAAAAGGACCUCCUGCUAGACCUACUGCUCCAAAGCCAGUGCUUGGUAAUAAAGUCUCGAGUUCUGGAUCUUCUGGACCUUCCAGUUUGGAGGCUGUGGGUCCCUCGGCCAUGCCUUUUAGUUGUGAAGAUCUUCCACAGGAGCUGAGGUGCAUUCCUCCAGAAAUGAACGCCCCUUCCCGGGGUGCAGUUCCUCUUACCUGGCCUCCAGGUGCAGCACCGUUCGCCCCCAAUUUGUUUCCAAACCAGAGGAUGCCACAGUUCAAUCAGGCCCAUUUUGGUCAAGCUCCAGGUGUUCCUCCAUCAGCUGCACCUCUGCAGCCUUCAGGUUAUAUCUUACCACAACAUUUCCAACCUGGAGGAACACAGGGUGGCGCACCUGUUAGACCCCCUAACCUGCAAAAUGCUCCACAGGUGCCUCCUCAGGGGUACAUGCCAGUUCCUUGGCAGCAAACGCCUGGUGCUCCCUACACUGGACCCCCAAGACCAAAUCUACCUGGACAGCAGGUGCCCAUGCCUGUUGGUCAGUUCCCUCAACAGAUGCCAACUGUCUUUCCCCAAACUUCCUCCGCUCAGCAGAUCCCUCCAGGAACCCAGUACCCAGUACCCCAACCUCGACAAAGCAGAACAUCUCAGAUACCUACAAAUGCCAUUCCUGCUCAACACCAACCACCAAGCUCUCCUGGGCAGUUUCAGCCCAUGAUGCCAGGCCAGGGUCAACCCCAGCAAGGCCCUGCCCCGGUUUACUGGCCUUCUAUGCCACUGCAGACCCAGCCUCAGCCUGGUGUACCAGUACAAGCUCAGGGACCACCUCUUUCCGGUCCUCCAAACCAGUUCCUUCCUGGACCACCACUACAAAACCAGCCCCAGCCUCAAAUGGGCCACGUUCCACCAUUUUUCCCCCCUGCUCAAUCCCAGCAAAUACCAGGAUCCUUUCAGAGGAUGCCCUUCAGCCAGAAUCCCCAGAUACCCAUUGCCUACCAUAGUUCCAUUCCCCAUCAGAUGCCUCCUGGGGCUGUUCCACCAAGUAACGCCCAACCAGGACCUCCCCAAACCCAACAAUUCAUGGGUCAGCCACCUGCGACCACCCAGUUCAACCCCAUGUUCCAACCUGUGAGACCACCACAACCACCAUCCACGCAGAACUUUUACCCUCAGAACAUUCCUUCUUCUACUGGACCAGUUACCCAAGUCCUGGACAAUCCAAAUCCUCCAGCACUCGCUGACAUCCUGACACCUUCUCCUGCUCAACGUCCUGGGAAUGUCCUGAACCCUUCGCCAAUGGAACCAGUCCAAGAUAAGAUGGGGAAACUUGGCAUUUCCUCCCAGGGAGAAGCUCCAGCCAACGGGUAUCCUCAUUAAAUGUGGAUGCGAAGAAUUAACGCUGCUGGACUGUGAGGGAACAUCUGUGAAUUAAGAAGCAACCCGAAAGAGUGAUAACCUGAAAGAGUGAUAACCCGAAAGAGUGAUAACCCACAGGAGCCACUGAAGAGGGACCUGUUCAAUGAUCUGGACAGUACCUUUUCGGACCGUACAUAAGACCUAAAAUAUAAUAUUUGCUUAAUUGAAGUUGAUAAGGGCAAAACGUAAUCAGUUAUCGCUAAUGAAAUAUCUGCUUACUUUAAAGGCCGUUGCGCACUGGACACGCCACGCAGUGAUGCACCAUGCGGCAGAACAACACUCCAUGCGGCGACACGCCACGGCAUUUAGAGACACACCACCCCAUUCAGAUUCACUCCGCAAGGUGCAGCAACACGCCACUCAACUCAGCGACACCCCACACCAUACAGAGACAUACCACUUUAUGCAGGAAUACGCCACCCAGCGACACGCCACCCAACUUAGUGAUUCGCCACUCAACGACACUCAACUUAGCAACACGCCACUCAACUUAGCAACACGCCACUCAACUUAGCAACACGCCACUCAACUUAGCAACACGCCACUCAACUUAGCAACACGCCACUCAACUUAGCAACACGCCACUCAACUUAGCAACACGCCACUCAACUUAGCAACACGCCACUCAACUUAGCAACACGCCACUCAACUUAGCAACACGUCACUCAACUUAGCAACACAGCACCCAGCGACACGACUUCACUUGGUGAUUCGCCACUCAACGACACACCAUACAUCAACACGCCACACACUUUAGCAACACGCCACCCAGCCACAUGACUCAACUUGGUGAUUCGCCACUCAACAACACACCCUGCAGCAACACACCACUCAACUUAGCAACACGCCACUCAGCAACAUGCCACACCAUUCAGAGACAUGCUGCACCAUGCAGCGUCAUGCCGCUCAGCCACAUGCCUCCCAGCGACACACCAUUUAGCGUCAUGCCGCUCAGUUACACAUGCAGCGCCACAUGCUUAGCAUCAUGUCACUCAACUUACUGCAGCGACAUGCCAUUUAUAUCGCCAACACGCCACUCAAAUCGGCAACACGCCAGACCAGACCAUGUGGUGAAACACCACCCAAAUCAGUGACAAGCCAAGCCUUGUAGCAACAAAGGCACACCAUGCAGCAACAUGCCACUUAACUCUACGACACGCCACACCAUGCAGUGAAGCGCAACUCAACUCGGUGACACAUCACACCAUGUAGCGACCCGUUAUACAACUUGGCAAUACAGCACUCAAUUCUGAGACACGCCACUGAGUGACGCACCACACCACAAAUCGACACGUCACUCAAAUUGGCGACACGCCACACCAUGCAGCGACACGCCACUCUACUCGGUGACUUGCCACUGAGCGACACACCACACCACACUGAGGGGUAUUUUAAGAUAAAACAACGUUUAUUAGAAUCUAAAGUAUUUAUUUCUAAUAUGUUCAGUUGGUUGAUCAGCCACAGAGAAGUGUCUUUAGAUCAGAACGUGACUCAAAUUAAACAUUAUAUUUAAGAGGAAUUAAAAUAUGCUCAAAAUCCUUUAGUUAAAAAAUGUUUUACAGUGAUUUUGUAAUUUUCCGGGGGCAGCACCUCUCGUGUCCAGUGUGCAACGGCCUUAAUUAUCAUAUACAGCACUAAACAGCAUCAGCACUACAUGAGUUAACACUGUUCAAUUAAUUCUGUUAAAUUCUAUAUAUAUAUUCAUAUGUUAGCUUAUAUCUUCUGUUAAGGUGAGGGAACACUCUAUACACUGAUCUGAUCUGCAGCUAUGCAACUUUAUUAAUUCCUUUGCUUAUCAUUGAGCUUUAAAAGCACUUUAGUCUUUAUGAUGCUGAAUGGGAGAAUGUUGGUGAAUUUUAUAUGUAUGUUUUGAUAUUGCUGGAUGAUUAUAGCGGUGAGUUUGUGAUGGUGAAAGAUUUUUAUAUUUAAUAAUAACCAGAAAGAUGCAGUAGUUUUGAUAUUUUGAUAAACUGACUAACAGACGAGUAAUUAUGGGACAUUUUCUAGUUUAUAAUCUCGUAUAUGCAUAUCACAGAGUAAUAUCAGAAUAUGAUGACCAUCUUUUCAGCUCCUCUGAUCAUAUAGGACAUGCUUUCUCCUGCGAGUGGAUCUGAUGCAGCAGUGCUGCUGGAGUUUUUAAACACCUCAGUGUUGCUGCAGUGCUGAGAAAAGUGUCCUGUAUGAUCAGUGGAGCUGAUGAGGUGAAUCAAGGGUCAUAAUAAUCUGAUAUUACUGUACUUUUCUCUUUAUUUUUCUGUUAUUUUCUCUCAAUCUGUGAAAAUGAGAGGGAUAUUAAAUGUUAAUAAUCUGAUUUAUCUGAUUUAAGAGUCUGUAAGAGUGCGAAAGUUGUGAAAGUGUGCAUGUGAGUGAGAGCAAAAGUAAGUUCGUGUGAGCAAGUGGGAGUGUCUGUGUAAGAGUGUGAGAGUGCGCCUGUGAAAGAUUGAGUGCAUCAGUGGGAGAGUGAGUGUGCGAGUGUUGGUGUAAGAGUGCGUGUGCAAAUGCGAGUGCAUUAGUGCGACUGUCAAUGUGUGAAAGUGUGUCAUUGUAAGAGUGUGUGUCGGUGAGUGUGCGAUUAUCAGUGAUUGUGUCAGUGAGUGUGUAGGUGUGAAAGUGUGUCAGUGUAAGAAUGUGCGAGUGUAAGUUUGCGAGGGUGUCAGUGAAAGUGUGUCAGUGUGUGUGCAAGUGUAAGAGUUUGCGAGUGUCAGUGAAAGUGUGAAUGAGUGUAAAAGUGUGCAAAUGUUAGUGAAAGAGUGUCAGUGUAACAAUGUGCGAGUGUAAGAGUUUGCGACUGUCAGUAAAAGUGUGUGCGAGUGUGAGUGUCAAUGUAAGAACGGGUGAUGUAAGAGUUUGCAAAUGUGUCCGUGUAAGAAUGGGUGAGUGGAAGUGCGUGAGCGUAAGAGUUUGCGAGAGUGUGUGUGUGUGUGUGUGUGUUAGAUUUAAUUCAGACUAUGUGCCCAAAUUGCCACAUUGUGGUGCUGUUGGCUAAUGAAUGUAUUAAAUAUAGGCAAGCUGGAGA
Messenger RNA from Astyanax mexicanus (Mexican tetra), 6667 nucleotides. RefSeq names its product protein tyrosine phosphatase, non-receptor type 23, b (gene ptpn23b). NCBI's taxonomy places the organism in Eukaryota, Metazoa, Chordata, Actinopteri, Characiformes, Acestrorhamphidae. The record is from RefSeq and is a predicted model, not a curated record. Gene Ontology annotation, molecular function: protein binding. The coding region runs from base 139 to 3612 and encodes 1157 amino acids. Gene Ontology annotation, biological process: protein transport to vacuole involved in ubiquitin-dependent protein catabolic process via the multivesicular body sorting pathway; early endosome to late endosome transport; endocytic recycling. The transcript has 20 exons. Gene Ontology annotation, cellular component: endosome.